Salpingoeca rosetta is the source of this 1804-nucleotide messenger RNA. RefSeq names its product GMP reductase. Gene Ontology annotation, biological process: nucleotide metabolic process. Gene Ontology annotation, cellular component: GMP reductase complex. Lineage: Eukaryota; Choanoflagellata; Craspedida; Salpingoecidae. The coding region runs from base 297 to 1445 and encodes 382 amino acids. The transcript has 13 exons. Gene Ontology annotation, molecular function: GMP reductase activity. The record is from RefSeq and is a predicted model, not a curated record.
CUGUGUUUUCCAAUGUUUAUCUGACUUCGCCACCAAGGAUGGUGUCGUUGUCGCUUUGGUGUGAUGUGCAAGGUGCAGACAGUGCGUCAAUGGCAGUGCAAUGAUGAUGUGACAUGACAACCACAACAUUGAUCAAGCACCACACAACCACCGCCACGGACUGGACCUACCCACACGGCCGGUUGUUGAGCAAGACAAGAAGAAAGGCAAGCACCAAGCGUUGGCGAGGCAUUGCCAUUUCUUUUCCUUGUUAUCAGCGGCAGCAGCAGCGGCAGCAACAGUGAACGAAGAGCAAGAUGAGGAUCGAAGCAGACGUCAAGCUCGACUACAAGGAUGUGCUGAUUCGUCCAAAGCGCAGCACCCUGCGCUCGCGCGCCGAGGUGGACCUGGAUCGCAAGUACACCUUUCUCCACAGCAAGAAGACAUGGACAGGUGUUCCCAUCGUUGCCGCCAACAUGGACACCACUGGCACGUUUGAGGCGGCGCAGGUCAUGUCGAAGCACAAGAUGCUGGUUGCUGCGUCCAAGCACUACGAGGCCGCCGAUUGGCAGGCGCAGUCUGACGACGUGCUUGAGUUCAUGUGUGCGUCCUCUGGCACGGGCAAGCACGACUUUGCCACGCUGGCGACUGUGCUUGAGACCAACCCGGCCAUCUCCUUCAUCUGCCUCGAUGUCGCCAACGGAUACUCGGAGCACUUUGUCGACUUUGUCAAGAAGGUGCGCGAGGCCUUCCCCGACAAGACCAUCAUGGCCGGCAACGUCGUCACGCAGGAGAUGGUUGAGGAGCUGAUCCUCUCUGGUGCCGACAUCGUGAAGGUUGGCAUUGGCCCGGGCAGCGUCUGCACCACCCGCAAGCAGACGGGCGUCGGGUACCCGCAACUUAGUGCGGUGAUUGAGUGUGCUGACGCUGCUCACGGGCUGGGCGGUCACAUUGUGGCCGACGGCGGCUGCACUUGCCCGGGGGACAUCGCCAAGGCGUUUGGUGCUGGGGCGGACUUUGUGAUGCUUGGCGGGAUGCUGGCUGGGCACGACGAGAGUGCGGGGGAGCUGGUGGAGAAGGACAAAAAGUUCUUCAAGAUGUUCUAUGGCAUGUCCUCGGACACGGCCAUGAAGAAGCACCACGGCUCUGUUGCAGAUUACCGCGCCUCUGAGGGGAAAACCAUCACGCUGCCGUACCGCGGGCCGCUGGAGCCGACGCUGAAGGAGAUUAUGGGCUCGCUGCGCAGCGCGUGCACAUACGUCGGCGCUGCCAAGCUGAAGGAAAUCUCCAAGCGAACAACCUUCAUCCGCGUCACCCAACAGCGCAACCUUGUGUUUGAGGAGCACGAUGUCAAGUCGUUCCCCGUGCCGGAGCGCCAGGCCAAAACACCCGGUGAGCACGCGCCAGCGGACCCCGUUGACGAUGACGAUGGCGACGGCGACGGCGACGACCCCGCUGCAAAGUAAUCAAGCCGGUCCAUGUCAUCAACUUUCAUCCACUGUUUGUUUCACACACACACACACACCACACACACACACACACACACACAUUCUCUCUCUUGUGUCGGCUGUUCUCUUCGAAGCCGCUCUCUUCUUCAGUUUUCACGUUACACACGACAGCGUCAACGUUCAUGGGUGCUCAUGUGUGUGUUGUCGUCGUCAUUUCCAUUCAGCAUGCCAGUGAGUCACUGUCGCCCAUUUCACCUUUGUUGUUACAUUAUGUCUCCCCAUUUGCAUCUGCAACUUCCACCACAACCACCACAAUCACAACCAGCACCGUCCUUUUCCUCCAUAUCCAAUAUCCUAUAAAAAGGCCGAAAUGACAA